Messenger RNA from Mercenaria mercenaria, 1298 nucleotides. RefSeq names its product serum paraoxonase/lactonase 3-like. The record is from RefSeq and is a predicted model, not a curated record. NCBI's taxonomy places the organism in Eukaryota, Metazoa, Mollusca, Bivalvia, Venerida, Veneridae. Bases 118 to 1227 code for a protein of 369 amino acids. The transcript has 9 exons. Gene Ontology annotation, molecular function: arylesterase activity.
AAAUAUGCUGACUUAGCGCACUGAAAUGCCGGCAUACAUAGGCAAUAUAUCUUUUGAAAUAGGUGAAGGUGGAAAAAAAUAGAUAUUUGCUGGUAUUGUAACAUUUAUUCAUUAAACAUGUUCGGUUCCGCAGCUCGAAUAAUUUUCCUUGGUUUUGUACUAAAGCAAAUUUUGGAUUACAGGGACUGGUUGGACUUUAACCGAGAUGUCAUAUUUACAGUGACACCAGGAAAAUGUCACGUUGUUCUUCAUGACGGUGGAUCGGAGGAUUUGACCCAUGUCGGCAAUGGUGUUGUCCUGUUUUCGACGGGUUUACUGACUUCAAAGGGUCAUAUUAAAGCAGUAGACUUAAAUCAGAGUUUGAAUGCUUUUACUCUUAACAUAACCAACUCACCUGAGAGAGACGACUUCAUGACUAAACUACACGGCUUGUCGUCUUGGCGAGAUCCCCACACUGGUAAACUAUAUCUUUAUGUGAUAUCGCAUGCUUCGGAGGAAAGUAUUGAAGUAUUCGAAGUUGAAGACGGCAUGAACCUUGAAUACAUAAAGACUAUCACAGAUUCCAGUUUUGCUUCCAAAUUUAUGAACGAUCUUGUAGUGGUAGGAAAAGAUAAGUUUUACAUCUCACAGUUUGCACAUUUUCCGAUCCGUGACAUGACCAAGGUCAAUUUGGAAUGGCUGUCCCGCUGGAAAACUGGGAAUAUAUAUUACUAUGAUGGUCACAGGGCAAGAGUAGUAGCGUCAAACCUUGAACAGCCGAAUGGAAUCAACAUUUCUCCAGAUGCAAAGGUGAUAUAUCUGUCGGAAUGGGGAUCAAAGACAUUAAAGGCAUACAGGAGGGAAUCAACAAACAAUCUUGUUGAACUAUGGAGUACGUAUCUUGGUACUGGUAUCGAUAACAUUGAAGUGGACCCAGAUACCGGGGAUCUCUGGAUAGGAGCUCAUCCGGUGAUGUGGAAAGUUAUUGAUCUUUUAAAUAUAUUUGGUGCUAAACAUCCUGGUCAGGUGCUGAGAAUAAAAAUGACUGACAACGCUGUCUCCGAAAUAGAAGAGGUCUUCUCUGACGAUGGUAAUUUUUUAUAUGGGACUUCGUCAGCAACAAAUGUGAAUGGCAAGUUAGUCAUCGGUACCGUUUCACAGAAAGCUGCCGUUUGCGAACUCAACUAUUUGUCAAAGAAUGAAGCUACGGACAGCGGACUGCUUCCAGAUUCAUACGUAGCGAAUUGAAAAGGAUCGCAAACUAUAUAAGAGGUGUUUGAUGUAUUUUCACAAGACAAAUAAACUUCAGUGAAAGCAUA